GCUGUGCAGGAGGCCAAGGAGCUCCUGGAGUCCAGGCUGAAGGCCCUGAAGAGUGACCUGGAGGACUAUGAGGUGUUCCGUUCCACCGAGGAGAAGGAGAGCAAGGAGCUCCUGAAGCAGAUGGCAGCCGAGCGGGAGAAGGUGGGGGCCGAGUUCCAGGCGCUGCGGGCCUUCCUGGUGGAGCAGGAGGGCCGGCUCCUGGGCCGCCUGGAGGAGCUGUCCCGGGAGGUGACACAAAAGCAGAACGAGAACCUGGCCCAGCUGGGGGGCGAGAUCGCCCAGCUGUCCAAGCUCACCAGCCAGAUCCAGGAGACGACCAGCAAGCCCGACCUUGACUUUCUGCAGGAAUUUAAAAACACACUAAGCAGGUGCAGCAACGUGCCGGCCCCCAAGCCAAGCACAGUCUCUUCUGAGAUGAAGAAUAAAGUCUGGAACGUUUCCCUCAAGACCUUUGUCUUAAAGGGGCUGUUCAAGAAGUUCAAAGAGGACCUUCGUGGAGAGCUGGAGAAAGAGGAGAAAGUGGAGCUGACCUUGGACCCGGACACGGCCAACCCCCGCCUCAUCCUCUCGCUGGAUCUUAAGAGCGUGCGCCUCGGACAGCGGGCCCAGGACCUGCCCAACCACCCGCGUCGCUUUGACACCAACACGCGCGUCCUGGCCUCCUGCGGCUUCUCCUCCGGGCGGCACCACUGGCUCAACGGUGGGCAGUACUGGGCCGUGACCAGCCCCGAGCGGACACCCCUCAGCUGCGGCCACCUGUCCCGCGUGCGGGUGGCGCUGGACCUGGAGGUGGGGGCCGUGUCCUUCUACGCUGUGGAGGACAUGCGCCACCUCUACACCUUCCGUGUCAACUUCCAGGAGCGUGUGUUCCCCCUGUUCUCCAUCUGCUCCACAGGCACCUACCUGCGCAUCUGGCCUUGAGAGACCCUGCCCGGCCCCCCAGAGGGAGCGGGCCCGUCCAGGGUGCAGCCUUCUCCUGGCCGCCCCUGGGAAGGGACGGAAGCUCCGCUGGGCUUCCUGCUCACUUCACCCUUCCUGGCCCCGGCUGCCUUAGACAGGCUUCAGGAGACCAAGCAGCAGAGGCAGGAAGGCCUUGGCCCCCGGGGCCUGUCCCCUUCCUGGCAUGUGGCUUUGGUACCAGCUGCUCGGAGGGGUGGGGGGUGAGGACAGGAGCCCAGCUGUGGACAGAGCUGCUUCCUGUUCGGGGCUCACUGCUCAGACUCAGCAGCGCCUCUGGCUCCUGGAGCAACACCAAGCCCUGGGCCUGUGUCGGCCUCAGUUGCAAGGGGCAUAUUUGGGGCCAGGCCGGCCAGGUUCAUGGUCACUUCUGUUUUGCCUUCUUGUCCGCUGCCAGCUGCCUUCAGGGACCUGCGUCCAGCUGGCUCACCAAACCGCCUACUCAGGGAGGAGCACUGCUCCCAGCUCAGAGGACAGUCUGGGCCAGAACUGGAGGCAGCGCCUUGACCUGUCCGUGAGGGAAAAGCCCCAGACGACACUAUGUAGGCAUGGCUACCCUCUGACGCCCAGAAUCUGAUGAUCCUCGGCCACAGUGACGGCCACGUGUUCUCACAGCUGCCUAAACCCCUCUCAAGUGCCAAAGUGCAGUCUCGCUGGGUAAGGAGACAGAAGGUUCUGGAAUUCUGAAAUACCGGAGAGCACUUACAGUUUUACAGGUGCCGCUAGCACCAGCAUGGAAACGCAGAGCAGAAGCGUGCCCCUGGCAGAUUCUUUCUGGAACUUGCCGAACGUGUGCCACCAGCAGAGGACCCUGGUGGCUGCCAUCACCCGAGCUCAUUGCUCCCCAGCCGCUCUAAGGCUGGGCGUCUGGGAGGGUGGUGGGGGGCUGUUCCUUGCGUAGUGCUCCCCAGGAAGGGCUAGAGGUGGAAAUACAGACUGUGAGCUCGUUUCUAC
Molecule: messenger RNA, 1911 nt
Organism: Myotis davidii
Lineage: Eukaryota; Metazoa; Chordata; Mammalia; Chiroptera; Vespertilionidae
Gene: TRIM7
Product: tripartite motif containing 7
Exons: 8
Coding region: 121-921 (266 amino acids)
Source: RefSeq, a predicted model, not a curated record